Messenger RNA from Protobothrops mucrosquamatus (brown spotted pit viper), 546 nucleotides. Its product is annotated as 3-beta-hydroxysteroid-Delta(8),Delta(7)-isomerase-like. The transcript has 4 exons. Gene Ontology annotation, cellular component: endoplasmic reticulum; membrane. The coding region runs from base 1 to 537 and encodes 178 amino acids. Gene Ontology annotation, molecular function: C-8 sterol isomerase activity; steroid Delta-isomerase activity; cholestenol delta-isomerase activity. The record is from RefSeq and is a predicted model, not a curated record. Gene Ontology annotation, biological process: cholesterol biosynthetic process. Lineage: Eukaryota; Metazoa; Chordata; Lepidosauria; Squamata; Viperidae.
AUGGCUCCUGGGAAUUGGAGCCAGCAGUACAGAAUCUGCAGUAUCAAAUCACUUAAUCCUUAUAAAAGUCUAGAAAAAUACAGGGAAAUUCACAAACUGUCCCUACUGCAGUUCCCAUUAAUUUCUUUUUCUACUAAUUUCUCUUUAUAUCUUCCAGGGAAGGAAUAUAGUAAAGCUGACAGCAGAUAUAUGAUAUCAGAUAAUUUCAUAGUUUGCGUGGAAACCAUCAAUGCCUGUUUUUGGGGUCCCCUCAGUCUUUGGACUGCAGUCGCAUUUCUUUCACGCCAGUCCCAUCGAUACGUGUUGCAGCUAGUGGUGUCAGUAGGUCAACUAUAUGGUGACGUUCUGUACUUCUACACUGAAUACCGUGAUGGCUUUCGCCAUGGUGAGAUGUGGCACCCUACCUACUUCUGGUUUUACUUUGUCUUUAUGAAUGGUCCGUGGAUUAUCAUUCCCCCUAUUCUCAUCUGGGAUGCCUGGAAGCACCUCAGUGCUUGCCAGAGAGUAAUGGAUGCCAACAAGGUCAAGAAACAUUGAUGUUUUGCA